GAUAAACGAGAAUCAUGAACAGGCUACUUAGUGGGGAAAACACAAAGCCAGGCGCUUGUUCCAUCAGGACAGGGUGCAGCGCGUGAGAGUGGCAGCGGAUCAUCUGUGCUACUGAAAUGGAUGGAAAGUGAGGUUGUCCCUCGCUCUUCCUGAAACGUCAGCGCUUCCAGGGGAUUUUUCUUGGAAGAAAUUGUCUGGAUACAAGUCUUCAGGCUCUGUUGCGUGGCUUUUGAACAUUACUACGAUGAAAAACGUCGGCGCAAAAACGGAGCGUCGGUUCUAGCGAGUGGAGGGGGUUUGUCUUUGAGGGUGUGGAUGUAAUGUGUAUCUCCCGCGGGGACGCCGCCCUGCAAUCAGCAUCAUGACAACUCAAAACACGCUUCUGUGGCGUUUUCUUGCCCUGCUCAUAUUUGCUGUGUGGGAAUGCAGAGCGGUGUGUGUGGAUGCAAUUUCAGACACAGAGGCAGUGCUGGGGAAAACCAUAAAGCUUACCUGCAUCUCAUGUAUGAAGAGAGAGGAGAUCACUGCUCAGACUAAAGUGUACUGGUAUUACAAACCUGACCGCGAUGCCGUUCGCCAGGAGAUCUACCUACAUGAUGGCGUAGGGCAGGAUCUGGAGGGUCCAUGGAAAGGUCGUCUGUUGUGGAACGGCAGCAAAGACCUGCAGGACGUCUCCAUCAGCAUCGUCAAUGUCACGCUGAAUGACAGCGGCCUGUACGAGUGUGUGGUGCACCGCCAAUUUUCCUUCAACUCAUAUACUCCUUCCAAUGAGAAGACUGUCGAGAUUGAGCUGGUGGUGCGAGAGGAAGCAAGUGAAGAUCUCACAGCACUGUACUCAGAGAUCAUGAUGUAUGUUCUGCUGGUGUUCCUCACCUUCUGGCUGCUGGUUGAGAUGAUCUACUGCUAUAGAAAGAUCUCCAAAUCCGACGAGCAAGCGCAGGACAGUGCGACAGACUACCUAGCCAUUCCCUCUGAAAAUAAAGAGAACCCGCCGGGUCCUGCAGUAACGGAAUAAAAGUGGUUGUCUCACACACAAUACGGUUCUGACGAUUCCUUCUGGCUUAGAAAGAGGCUGAGGUUUGCAGGGACAGUGCCAGCGUGCGAGUAGCACUGACAUAACACGAAACCUGACAAAACAAAUCCCUGUCGGCUCGCUCCCAUAACGAGAAGCGAAUUCUCCGCUGCUUAAUUAUCAUCCCUGUCUUUCUCUCAGUGAAGUCGAGCGUUACGCCGGAGAGUAACGCUCGAGCAAAACGGGGUCAUGUCGGUGUUUCCACUAUUGUUUGCCUUAGAGGAGAUUCAAGAUUCUGAACAGUGGUCAGAAAUAAAAAGCUAGCACACUGCCUAUUUACAAAAACAACAACAAAACAUGACUUGAUGUUCGGCAUACUCAGAAAGCUUUUCAUGUUAUUUGAUAGAGUCUCGUUUUGAUAGAACAAAAUCAAUUUUUGAAAACUGUACUCCAAUAUCUUUUAAUCCAUUCUAUAAAAAGUGACUGUGUUACAUCCUAGGCUUCAGGGUUGGUUUCAGAACAGGCUAUUUUUGCCUUGUCAGAGCCCCUGAGUGGACGGGAUGAGAUGAUCGUUGUAGUCAGCUCGGCUCAUAUGACAGCUUUACGUGUACCGUUACGCUUUUGUGUGCGAAUGAACUUACCUGUGUUUACCACCCUACCCCUCAAGCUUCUCAUCUCAUGAGAUUUUUGAAAGUUGAGGUUGUGUACAUAUAACACGGCGUAUGUAACAAACUGCAUCAGUCCCUUUAGAGCCUUCAUAUCAACAGUGGUAAUGUUUACUAUAAACAUUUUAUGAAUUAUUGCUCAGUAACACACUGUAUUGACUCCGGAAACCUUUUACUGUUUAAUCACUACUAAUCUUACAGUUACUGUUGACUAGUUGCGUGUUAUAAUGUGGUUUUGUCUAGAUUAUGAGCAUUUUGUUUUAUUUGAUUGUUUUUUUUUUUUUUUUUACAUUUACAAGAGGACUCAAGCUAUCCUAAGCUAUCAAACUAAUACUCUAUACAUGAAUACCAAUUAGUGUGGUCGUGUGAACGUAACCUAAAUAGCUAGUGAAUGCAAUAUCGGUUCCUAUAGGCAUACUUUUACAAUUAUGGCGAUGUGAAAAUGACUGUGUAUCUGCACUUUAUCCCCACUGGAACUGUUGACAAUGCCUUUUGCGCUCUUUUAUAUUUAUACACUGUCAGUACAAAGGACAAAUGUGACAUGUUUUCAAGCCCUGUCAGGGAAAAAUCGGUAUUUCUCUUGUAAAAGCUUGCCAUCUAUUAUUAAAGCGAAGCUGUGUAUUCUGGAA
Hemibagrus wyckioides is the source of this 2306-nucleotide messenger RNA. RefSeq names its product sodium channel, voltage-gated, type III, beta (gene scn3b). Gene Ontology annotation, molecular function: sodium channel regulator activity. The record is from RefSeq and is a predicted model, not a curated record. Lineage: Eukaryota; Metazoa; Chordata; Actinopteri; Siluriformes; Bagridae. The transcript has 7 exons. Bases 362 to 1015 code for a protein of 217 amino acids. Gene Ontology annotation, biological process: sodium ion transport; ventricular cardiac muscle cell action potential; regulation of heart rate by cardiac conduction. Gene Ontology annotation, cellular component: voltage-gated sodium channel complex.